This is a messenger RNA of Pantherophis guttatus, 5732 nucleotides long. It is a transcript of the gene SLITRK3, whose product is annotated as SLIT and NTRK like family member 3. Lineage: Eukaryota; Metazoa; Chordata; Lepidosauria; Squamata; Colubridae. Gene Ontology annotation, molecular function: protein binding. Gene Ontology annotation, cellular component: GABA-ergic synapse; postsynaptic density membrane. Gene Ontology annotation, biological process: positive regulation of synapse assembly; axonogenesis. The record is from RefSeq and is a predicted model, not a curated record.
CAGCCCAACUAAAUACCAGGGACUCUUGGCAAACCUUUGAACGGCAGUAGAUGGAGGGCGAUGAAGCCCCCCCCAACCUUUGUCAGGAUGCCUAGUCUUUAACAGUGAUCUAUUCUUCUGUAUUGGAAUGGAGGGGGUGCGGGUGAAAGAAGGAACCCAGGAAACAAAGACAAGCUGAGAAACCUGUGUAGGUCAUUGUGUUCUGUCUCGUAAUCCAUCUGAACCAUGAAGCCUUCGAUGGCAGAUCCACCCCGUCAGAGAAGGAUGCUGUGGAUUACCCUUCUAAGCACAAUUGCAGUAGCAUGGACUACCCCCAUUCCUUUGAUUGAGGAUUCUGAGGAAAUUGAGGAAGCUUGCUUUGAUCCUUGUUACUGUGAAGUCAAAGAAAGCCUUUUUCAUAUACACUGCGACAACAAGGGAUUUAUAAAUAUUAGCCAGAUAACGGAAUCAUGGUCGAGACCUUUCAAACUUUACCUGCAGAGAAACUCCAUGAGAAGAUUAUACACAAACAGUUUUCUCCACUUGAACAAUGCUGUUUCUAUUAACCUUGGCAACAACGCACUGCAAGACAUUCAGACGGGGGCCUUUAAUGGGCUCAAAAUUCUGAAGCGACUGUACCUGCAUGAGAAUAAACUAGACGUUUUCCGAAAUGAUACUUUCCUGGGAUUAGAGAGUCUGGAAUAUCUGCAGGCAGAUUACAAUGUUAUUAAGCGAAUUGAAAGUGGGGCAUUUCGAAACCUGAGUAAACUCCGGGUCCUGAUCUUAAAUGACAAUCUAAUUCCCAUGCUUCCGACCAAUUUGUUUAAGUCGGUGUCUCUGACUCACUUGGACUUGCGUGGGAAUAGGUUGAAAGUACUUUCCUAUCGAGGGAUGCUGGACCACAUUGGUAGGAGCUUGAUGGAGAUUCAGUUGGAAGAGAAUCCUUGGAACUGUACUUGUGAAAUAGUUCAGCUGAAGAGCUGGCUGGAACGUAUUCCGUAUACUGCCCUUGUGGGAGACAUUACGUGUGAGACCCCCUUUCACUUCCAUGGCAAGGACUUGAGGGAAAUCAAAAGAAAUAAACUCUGCCCCAUGUUGUCUGACUCGGAACUUGUCAGCGUUGGUGUCCCUCAGUUACCCUCAAGCAAGGAAAAUGCUUGGCCUACUAAACCUUCUUCCAUGUUGUCCUCCUUCCAUUUCACUGCUUCCUCUGUUGAAUAUAAAACCUCCAUUAAGCAGCCCAAGCCAACGAAACAGCCCAGGGCUCCCAAACCACCACCUACACCUCGAGGCCUGUAUCCUGCACCCAACCAGCCUCCGAUCGCUGCAUACCAGACGAGGCCACCUAUACCCAUCAUAUGUCCUACCGGCUGCUCUUGUAGUUUGCACAUCAAUGAUUUGGGCCUAACUGUCAACUGCAAGGAAAGAGGGUUCCACAAUAUUUCCGAGCUCUUACCCAGGCCCAUCAAUGCCAAGAAACUCUACCUGAGUGGGAAUUUGAUACAAAAAAUUUACCGUUCAGAUUUCUGGAAUUUCUCUUCCUUGGAUCUUCUGCAUCUUGGGAACAAUCGGAUCUCGUAUGUGCAGGAUGGGGCUUUUAUUAACUUGCCUAAUCUGAAAAGCCUAUACUUGAAUGGCAAUGACAUUGAGAGAUUGACCCCAGGCAUGUUCAGAGGCCUGCAGUGCUUGCAUUAUCUGUACUUUGAGUACAAUCAGAUCAGGGAGAUCCAACCCGCCGCCUUCAGUCUCAUGCCUAACCUGAAGCUACUCUUCCUCAAUGACAAUCUCCUGAGGACCCUGCCUACUGAUGCCUUUGCUGGCACAUCCCUGGCCAGACUCAACCUGCGGAACAACAAAUUCUUGUACCUGCCUGUGGCUGGUGUGUUGGAGCACCUUAAUGCCAUUGUCCAGAUUGACCUGAAGCUCAAUCCUUGGGAUUGCACAUGUGAUCUGGUGCCCCUCAAGCAGUGGAUCGAGACGAUCAGUUCUGUCAUUGUGGUGGGGGAUGUCCUUUGUGCCAGCCCAGAGAACCUUACUAAUAGAGAUGUCCGCUCUGUGGAGUUGGAGGUGCUGUGUCCAGAAAUGUUACAUGUUGCCACUGCCUCACCAGCACCACCACCAUCAGGUCACCCAAGUCCUACCAGUCCCUCACCCUAUGAGCUACCCCCAGCUGGAGGAGGGCCAGUACCACUCUCUGUGCUCAUCCUUAGUCUACUUGUGCUGUUUUUCUCUGCAGUCUUCAUUGCUGCAGGCUUGUUUGCCUUUGUCUUACGCCGACGGCGCAAGAAGCUUCCUUUCCGGAACAAACAGCGGCAGGAAGCCCUUGACUUAACGGGCAUCCAGAUGCAAUGUCAUCACCUCUUUGAGGAGGCAGGCGGUGGAGGUGGUGGUGGAAUGAGUGCAUCCCCAGAGAAGGCACCCCCUAUGGGUCAUGUUUAUGAUUACAUCCCACAUCCGGUAACCCAGAUGUGCAACAAUCCCAUCUACAAGCCGCGCGAAGAAGAUGAAGUUAUAGCAGGAGAAUCUGGGCAACCUGGGGACAUACUUCUAGGAGGUGGCAAUGGAGGUAGUACCUGUGUUGGGGAACAGUUUGUUGACCCCACUAAGGAGAGUGGGAACAGUAGCUGCUAUAGGACCUUGCUGGAGAAGGAGAAGGAAUGGAACCUGGCAGUGUCCAGCUCGCAGCUCAACACCAUAGUGACAACCAACCAUCACCCACACCCUCAGCCAUCUGGAGGAGGAAUUGGUGUGGGGAUUCCUCUCUUGGGGGAGCUAGCCCUGGUGCCGCCUGUCUUCCACCAUGAGAAGAAUGGUGGGGUAGUACUCUUCCCUCCUACUGGUGCCGUUCUAGACAAUAGGGAGAGGCCCCCAUUGGUCCCUCCAUGCUCAGUGGGCUUUGUGGACUGCCUAUACGGCACAGUGCCCAAAUUAAAGGAACUGCACGUGCACCCCCCUGGCAUGCAAUAUCCAGACCUACAACAGGACGCCAGACUGAAAGAAACUCUUCUCUUCUCAGCUGGUAAGGGCUUCCCAGAACAUCAUCAACCCCCCCAAAGUGAAUACCUCGAGUUAAGGGCCAAACUCCAAACCAAGCCGGAUUACCUCGAAGUCCUGGAGAAGACCACUUAUAGGUUUUGAGAAAAAAAAAAAACGUCUAGCUUUUUACAGCCAAAUUCCAGCAUCUCCCACUCCCCCCCAGCCCCCAGAGCACCCUCACAUCACAUCCGCUCCUCUCCCUUUCCUCCCCCUGACCACCGCAUGCUGAUACUAGAAGAUACAGCUCUGUGCUUCCCCCCUGCCAGUUGUUGGUUUGGAGGAAGGGCCUAACUCAGAUGACCAUUAAUCGAUAAAAGUGCCUUUGCAGACUUUUGCCAGCAGAUGUUAAUCAAUCAUUAUUUUUUUAUAUUGAAAAACAAAAAACCUGAGACUUUGACUGUGCCAUGUUGUCUAAGAUAUAAGAAUAUUAUUAUUAAUUAGCAUCAUGGGGGAACUUUGUCUUGAUCCUGACAAAGUACAAUUCUGUGUGUACUAUCCUCCCCUCUUUUUCCUCCUCCUCCUCCUCCUCCUCCUCCUCCUCCUCCUCCUCCUCCUCCUCCUCCUCCUUUUCCUCUUCUCUCUCUCUCUCUCUCUCUCUCUCUCUCUCUCUCUCUCUCUCUCUCCUGCACUCUUUCUUUUAAGAAACAAAAUACUAUAGAAACACAAUCCUUUCCAUUCUAUUUUUUACAUUGAACAAUGGGAGGUGGACUCAAAAAAAACCGUCUUCAGCUUUUCCCCUCCCCCUUUUAUCAUGGCACAGAUUCUGUACAUUUAUUUAAAAGAAUACAAAAGUGGGGUGAAUAACAACAAAAAUGCAGUUAGCUGCAUGUCUGGAAACUGCUUUUGGGGGGGGAACUUGUCCUCUGUUAAUGUUUUUCACUCUCUUCUCUCCUUUUUCACCUACAUGUACACACAAGUCCCGAAUCUCAGUCACAACUUUCUAUUCCCAACCUUCUUCGAUCAGCUUCCUUUGCCAUUAUUGCAAAGUGCCCACUCUCCCUCCAUUUUCCACAGUAAAUGUUGUGUAAGGGAGUUCAGAGACAUUGCUGGCCUAAAACUAUUAUUUUAAGCCAAGCUUUCCAGCUCUUGGUCUCUUGUGGCAUUCCUGUGGGGAAGAAAAGGUCAGUUCCAUUAUUAUUAUUAUUAUUUUAAAAAAAGUUUAUUACUUUUCUAUUCAAUAGCAGCCACACUUCUAAUUAAGACUCCAACAUAAUAAGUGUACAGGUGGGGGAAAAAUAAAACUCACUGGAUACCAAUCACAGAUAUUUCUUAGAAGAAACACUUUUAAUGUUCUUUCUUUUUUCUCUUCCUUGCUCUCACACACACUCUCUCACACACAGACACAAAUACAAAUGUGCAUAUAUUUAUUCUGUACUUUCAAGUAAAUAUCAAUUGUAAAGGUAAUGUUUAAUCAUUGUACAGUGAUGCGUCUGGUAUAGCUUUCCUAAUAAAACAUUUUGAAAAAAAAUAGAUAUAUAUUAGAAGAUACAAAAGCUUGAAUUUUAAAAACUUGAGCUAUACCCUGUUCAUACCCUUGCUUCCCGUUAAGUCCAUGUUGUUUUAUUAAUACCAGUACAAUCUAUUGUGAUGUUAAUAGAAUAUAACAAAAAUAACAAUCUCUGCAAUUUUUCUAUCAAAAUGCUAUUUUGGAUUUUUAAAAUCUGAUUUUUCAAUCUCUUUCUUUCUCUUCCCUUUUCCCUUCUGCUCCUUCUGUUUUCCUCCAUUUCAAUUUGUUAUGCUUUUAUCGGAAUGAGUUUCUUCCUACGUAAUAAUAUGCAAUAGAUUUAUUUAAUUCUUUGAAAUUAUUGGUACCAUUAUUUAUGUUCUGCUGCAAGGAAAAGUCAUUUGAUUUGAUUUCAACCCCUACCCCCGAAGUUUAAAUUUUUUAAAUAUAUUGAAUAUAUUAUAUAUUAUUUUUAGAACGGGAGGCAUAAAUUUCAGCAUUUUUUUUAACUGUGUGGGUAUGUUGCUUCCCCCCCCCUCUUUUUCUAUAACAGUUGAGAAAAUUAGACCUAGUAACUCUCUUUAGGCUACAAGCUUCCAUCUGUUUUACUGAAAUCAUAGUUUGGGCUGAGAUAAAUGAAGUGGUUUUGUUGUGUUUGCUAUAGAUUUUUUUUGUUAUAUCUCUUCUUUUUUACUUUAGAAUUGCUAUAUUGCCAAAUUAACUUCGUAGAGCAUUUUUCCCCCCAAAUUAUUUUGACUAGUAUGAAAAGAAGCAAAAAAAAAAAAAGUUUGCUUGUUUCAUUUAUUUCCUUUCCAAGGUAUCUAGCUGGUAUCUUGUUUCUUGUAGAACUGAGUUGACACUGAAAAAAAUCCGAAGGGAAAGAUUUCCUUGGUGGAGAAAAAAAUAUUAUCCAUCCCGUAUGGCCAGUAGAUGGCACCCGAGUUCCAGAAAUGACACCCGGAGACCAGGAGGCUACUUUUGAAUGGUGCACACAGCCUAUCCAUUUGGAGUCCCGAAUCUGCCCUUAAUAGAAAAUCAUCACGUUGAAUGUAAUUCACCAGACGUCACUAAUGCCUUACAUGAAGAUAAAAAAAUCAAACUAAAGGGAAACUGUGGAAAGUACUUCCUUUAGUAUGUACCAAUAUGGUGGUGGUACCCUGUUUCUGACGAUUUCAAGCAAUGGUUUUUAUAUUUAUAUAACACAGACACACAGACACACACUCAUGAAGAAAGGGGAAAUGUAUUUAAAAAAUAAAAUAAGUCAUAAAAGCAA